AUGUCGAUCUCAACGCUCAUCGCUAUCUCACACACGCGGUACGUGGUCGUCGUCGCCACCGCUGUUCUCCUGCUCCUUGGCCUCGCCGUCACGCUGUCGUCGCGAAGCCUGUACUAUGGCUACUCAGAGCCCGGCAUCCUCCCUGGGAAUGAAAUCAACCGCACGACGAUCCCCGGCCUGACAUUUCCCCAGAAGAUAUGGCAGACGGGGCCACCGAGAGACCGACUAGAUCCCAGCUUGGCCGCGCUGAUGAGCACCUGGGAGUCGCUCAACCCAGGGCACCAAUACACGUUUCUCGACGACGAUGCUGCCAUGCAGUACGUUACCGACCGCUUCAGCGAAUACCACCCGAACCUCGUCGCGCUCUAUACCGAUCUCGACGAUGUGAUUCUGCGCGCCGACCUGCUGCGUCUGUUGUGCAUGUGGGCGGACGGGGGCGUAUACAGCGAUAUUGACACAGAGUGCCUGGUGCCCAUCGACCGUUGGAUUCCGGCAGAGUAUGUCGAGGCGACGUCGCUGGUCAUCGGUAUUGUAGCUGAUCUCCCCGAAAAUCCUGUGGAGAACCGCCGCUCGGAGAUCGUCCAGUGGACCUUUUUGUCCAAACCCUCGGCCAAGUACACGGUGAAGCUGGUCGAGCACGUCGUCGCCAAUCUGCACAACUAUGCCGAGGAGAAGAAUAUCAGCAUUGGGGAGAUUGGAAAGACCAUGAGUGUCGGCGACGUCAUGCGAAUCACCGGCCCAGUUGGCGUUACCUGGGCCCUGUACGACACCCUUCGAUAUCACUUGCGCGCUCCAUUCGAAUGGUACAACGUUACUGGCCUGCGAGAGCCAAAGCUGGUUGACGACGUGCUUUUCAUGCCCAUCAACGCGUUUGGCAGCAACCAGCAGCACAGUCAUUCGGGCGAGGCCGGCUACGGGCCUAUCUUCCUGAAGCAUCACUUUUCGGGCAGUUGGCAUCAGAACAAAAAUGGCUGA
Molecule: messenger RNA, 975 nt
Organism: Talaromyces rugulosus
Lineage: Eukaryota; Fungi; Ascomycota; Eurotiomycetes; Eurotiales; Trichocomaceae
Exons: 2
Coding region: 1-975 (324 amino acids)
Biological process (GO): protein N-linked glycosylation
Cellular component (GO): mannan polymerase complex
Molecular function (GO): alpha-1,6-mannosyltransferase activity
Source: RefSeq, a predicted model, not a curated record